AUGUGCCUCUUCCAAUGGAAGGUCCAGGCUGAGAUAGACAGAAUGAUAGGCCAGUCCUGCCAGCCCAACAUGUGUGACAGACCCAACAUGUCCUACACUGACGCUGUCAUCCAUGAGACACAGAGGAUGGGCAACAUUGUGCAGCUGGGUUUCCCCAAGAUCGCCAGCAAAGAUGCAACACUGGGGGGAGGUGGGCAGUCUGUGAGUUACAGUCUCUCUGCAACGGCCAUCUACACCAACCUGUCUUCGGUGCUGUUUGACAAAGACGAGUAGGAAACUCCAUACACCUUCAACCCAGAGCACUUCCUGGAUUCUGACGGACAGUUCAGGAGGAGAGACGCCUUCCUGCCUUUCUCUCCAGGUAUGCGUGUGUGUCUGAGGGAGCAUCUGGCCCGUAUGGAGCUGUUCCUGUUCUUCUCGUCCCUGCUCCAGCGGUUCUCCUUGUCUCCAGUCCCUGGAGCCAUGCCCAGUCUGGAGGGGGUCCUGGGGUUCAUUCACUACCCAGAGGACUUCCUGUUCCAAGCCCUGCAGCGGUGA
Molecule: messenger RNA, 537 nt
Organism: Coregonus clupeaformis (lake whitefish)
Lineage: Eukaryota; Metazoa; Chordata; Actinopteri; Salmoniformes; Salmonidae
Product: cytochrome P450 2D17-like
Exons: 4
Biological process (GO): xenobiotic metabolic process
Cellular component (GO): intracellular membrane-bounded organelle; cytoplasm
Molecular function (GO): oxidoreductase activity, acting on paired donors, with incorporation or reduction of molecular oxygen, reduced flavin or flavoprotein as one donor, and incorporation of one atom of oxygen; iron ion binding; heme binding
Source: RefSeq, a predicted model, not a curated record